UUAGCAUAAUGUGAACGAUUUCAAUUUUUGAUCGCUCUCGCUCGCCGGUGUUACAGUUUUUCAUUCAUUGUCUCUCCUUCGUAGGCACGUAGUUUGUGUUCUUUGGUAAAAUUAAUUGUGAAAUCUCAAGUUUUUUUCAAUAAAACAUUCCAGUAUGACUAGCACAGAUAUCUACCAAGGAAUGGACGUUGGUUCCAAGACAUCAUCUAGAGUGUUGAAUCCACCGGGUGGACGAUCCAACAAUAUAUUUGGUACAGCUGAGGAGAAAUCUGCCCCAGCAAGACAGAAGCCCGCACAGAGCAGUAAUGUUCAAAUUGGCGCACCAGCACAGUCAGCUAAACCUAAAUGUGACUCUAGCUCGUUCAGCACUCUAGGCUUUGGGACGGGUGAUUCUGCAGCUGAUGUUGCUGCUCAGCGAUCAGCUAAUCAAAAACGUAAUCAAGCUUCAACGUUCAUGUUCGGUGGAGAGGAUAAUUCUGCAUGCGCACCGCAACAAAAGGUCAAUCCACCUGCAAAUGUACCAAUGCCAUCAUCAACAGUGGAGAGUCCCGCAAGCAAUUGUAGUAAGUCUAAAUUUCAGUUGUUUAAAUUUAUGUGCGAUUUAUUUCCAAUAAUAUUUAUGUAGAUCUCUUUAAUCAAC
Molecule: messenger RNA, 640 nt
Organism: Anneissia japonica
Lineage: Eukaryota; Metazoa; Echinodermata; Crinoidea; Comatulida; Comatulidae
Product: jupiter microtubule associated homolog 1-like
Exons: 4
Coding region: 155-625 (156 amino acids)
Cellular component (GO): nucleus
Source: RefSeq, a predicted model, not a curated record